Symbiodinium sp. CCMP2592 is the source of this 1938-nucleotide messenger RNA. The record is from the annotation of a GenBank genome assembly. Lineage: Eukaryota; Dinophyceae; Suessiales; Symbiodiniaceae.
AUGCGCCGCAAUGGAAAGCUCUUGAUAUGGGACAGUCCACGUGCCACUGGCGUGGCAAACAAGUCGAGCCUCCGAGCAAACCGCUUUGCCAUCCAUGCAGUUCUGGAGCUUUGGGUCGUGGCCUCUCCGGUCCCCAAGUCCCCACCCAUAGGGUGGUUGCGAGCAGAGGUGAAACGAAUCCACGACUUGCUGACUGCCAAGCCCGAUGUUGUGAGCCAGUACGUGGACGACUGGGGUGCCAAGCGGCUCACGAGUUGGGCCAUAAGACGGUUCAGAACUGGGCAGACCAAUUUUCGGGAUGCACUGCUCCAGCCACUGAUGGAUCUCAUGGUUGAACACUGGGACCCGGAUGAAGGAGGAGAUGGAGAUGAUGACGACCUGAUGGAGAUGUUGGGGGUGGACCAGGGCCUGAUGGACACGGCGGGGCACCUGCAGGGCCUGGUGGGCAUGAUGGUCUUUGAUCUUGGGCCAGAAGACGACGAUCCAUAUGGCUUCUUUGGUAGAGAUGAUGUAACGGUGCACUACUCUGCCCCUGCAAGCCCGGCUUCGCACUGCUCUCAUGGCCCACCGUCGCCUCUCCUGCCAUCAUACUUCGAUCCCGAAGAGCCUGCAUCAGCGAGUACAUCAAAGGAUGAUGCAGAGAUUGUGGGUGCAUGUCAUGUCGGGACUAUUGCGACUCCCUUGCGAAACAUGGAAUCAUGUGCGUGGCCUUCUGCUUGCACCGGCUUGCAGGCAGACACGGUGCCGGAUCACUUAUUCGAUGGGGGAGCAGAAUGCUUUCAGCUGUUAUCCAGCAUGUCAAACAGCGCAGGUUCAGGAGCUUCCCAUGCCAUGCUUGCAAGUGAUGAGUGUGCAAGUGCUGUGCCAAGCCUACCGGCUCCCUCUAUUGCGAGCCCAAGUGAUAUGCCUUCAGCUCGGCCCCCUGAUGCCAGUCAUGACUUAGCAAGCGCAGCAGCUUGCUGUCCUGUGAUGCAUGUGGGUCCUUCUGAUGUGUGUGUGCCAAAGGAUGACUUAAGCACGACAGCUUCCCCUCCCGUGUGUGCAAGUGCUCUGCCGAGUGACGGUUUUAGCUCAGAAGCUUCCCAUGCCGUGAUUAGCAGUGCUGUGUCAGCAAGUGAUCUGCCGAGUGACGGGCUCCGCUCAGAAGCUUCCCGUGCCGUGAUCAGCAGUGAUGUGCCAGCAAGUGAUCCAACGAGUGACGGGCUCAGCUCAGAAGCUUUAUGUCCUGUCAUUCCCAAGGAUGCAUCUGCAAGUGAUCUGCCGAGUGAAGAUUUCAGCUCGCAAGCUUCCGGUCCCGUGAUUCCCAGUGAUGUGUCUUCAAGUGUGCUGAGUGAAGAUUUCAGCUCGGAUGCUUCCCGUCCCUUCGUUUGCCAUGUCUCUGCAAUUGCUCUGCCGAGUGGCGAUUUCAGCUCGGGAGCUUCCUGUCCCGUGCUUCCAAGUGAUGUGUGCUUGAGGUCAGAGGCUCCCAGUACUCCAACAAUGGAUGCGUCCAAGAGUGGCCCGGUAUCUGUGCCCACCUCCUGUCCUGUGGUCCCUGCCUGUCAUACUGUGGUGUGUGCUGACAUUGCACAUGACAUGUCCAUGUGUGAAGCCCCUGCACUGACCAGCAGUGCCCCAAGAGCCUCCGCGCAAACCUUGCAGCGACGUGGGUCCUCCGUCGCUCCUGAGCUGUCGGCGAAGAUUGCACGCUUGCAGGAGUUGAAGGCGCAAAUUGCUGAGAAGCGUGCUGCUCGGAUCUUGGCCGGGAAAGCCCAGAUGGAUUCUGCGCAGAAGGGAGAUGCAGACCCUUCGAACACCGACACCUUGCAGUACGAGGGGACUCAAGUGGCCCAAGCCUUUGUCAGCGCCGAUGCCAAGCAGCUGCCGGAGAUCGAGCAGAAGCCCUCGGAAGAGUUCUCAGUGGAGAACUUCAAGGUCUUUCAUGGGGGAUUUAUAUAG